Strongylus vulgaris is the source of this 306-nucleotide messenger RNA. NCBI's taxonomy places the organism in Eukaryota, Metazoa, Nematoda, Chromadorea, Rhabditida, Strongylidae. The record is from the annotation of a GenBank genome assembly.
AUGCCAACAAAUGUUGAAUUGCAUCCAGAUCUAGUGAUACUGCUGAAAGGACUACUCCAAAAGGAAGCAAAAAAGCGAUUUAAGAUUGAGUGUGUGAAACACAACCCAUGGCAUGCAAGGCCUCGAGCGAAAUUUUUCCGCGCAGCGCAAAUUGCAAAACGUGGGUCUGUUCAACGUCCGUUGACUGUUUAUCAAGCUCUUGAGGAACGAUUUGGAGGGAUUCCGUCCGAUCGGAUUGUGACAGAGAACGAUCUUGAUGGUGCGUUCACAUACACAUAUUCCAAAUGUAGUGCAGAAAGAGGAUAA